Nicrophorus vespilloides is the source of this 1667-nucleotide messenger RNA. Its product is annotated as rho guanine nucleotide exchange factor 2-like. The transcript is spliced from 2 exons. Gene Ontology annotation, biological process: regulation of Rho protein signal transduction. Gene Ontology annotation, molecular function: guanyl-nucleotide exchange factor activity. Bases 459 to 1649 code for a protein of 396 amino acids. NCBI's taxonomy places the organism in Eukaryota, Metazoa, Arthropoda, Insecta, Coleoptera, Silphidae. The record is from RefSeq and is a predicted model, not a curated record.
CCGAACCAAAUCUGCACAAGGAUAAAUAAUUUUUAAGUGCUAUGAAUUGAGAUCCUGUUUAUAUUACAAACCAGAAUCACUAGUCAUUAACUAAGAAGAAAUAAGGAUAAUCGUGAUGAUCCCAUGGAUUAUUGAAUAAAAUGAACGAAUCGGAUUAUUGGAAAAAAUCUAUAUUUAAUCCAAAUUGCACUUUUUCGUUUAUCAUCAAUACGAGAUCCGGCUUACAACAAUCUUCAAUGACACACCGCAUUUUGCAAAUUGAACUGAUGUGAUACCUAUAGUCAAUUCAAUUCAAUUCGAAGCAGCCAAAAGUCGUGUGCGUUCGUGUACGAGCUGUGUGUUUAUUUUUAUCAGCAAGUUUUUAGUUAUACUCCAACCUUCGUCGUUUCAACAUACCAACCAUUACUCGCGCUCGAACACGGGACGUCGACGCACGUGCUCCUCUGAGGUCGACAAUAAUGGACGCAAGUAGGCGCCGCGCCGGAAGCCUUCCCAGAGGAUUGUCUCUUAAUUGGGAAAUAGUUUCAGAAGACGGUGACCAAUUUCUCUCCAUCCCAGACGAGUUCGAAACCUUGUCCCAGAUGUCCAUCCCAGGAACACAGAACUUGGACGACGACUCCGACUGUUGGAGUCUGAACCAGGAGAAGGAGACGCUCGAGAAGCUGGAUCCGCAGGAGAUCAAGAUGCAGGAACUCAUCCACGAGUUUAUCCUCACCGAGAAACACUACUGCCUCGUUCUGUUGACUAUACAACAACUGUUUUGCGAUGGUUUUUCCAAGUUUUUCGCUUCGGAAACUAAGCUGAGAGGAGUAUUCAUCGGGAUCGAUGAUUUGAUACAAGUGCACACAUCGUUUUUGGAUGAACUAACCACGCGACAGGAGCAAGCUGAAUUGACCGCUAACAUUACUGACAUCUUGGCCGGCUUUUUCGGAAACUCAUCGAAGCUUAAGCAGAUGUACGGAGAUUUCUGUAAGAACAGCGAUAAAGCCUUGAAAAUCUACAAAUUCUAUUUGGAGACUGACUACGAGUUCGAGAAGUUCAUCAAUUCCUGCCAAAAGAAUCCGCUUCUCAAAAGGAAAAGCUUACCAGAUUGCUUACUGCUAAUCGAGCAACGCCUAAUCAAGUAUCAACUGUUAAUUUCCGCUAUGCUCAAGACGAAUAAAUCGGAUUUAAACUCAGUUCAUGACUCCAUCAAAGAUAUACUUUUCGAUGUGAAUCAGCAGAUCGAGGAGCAACAAAAUGCUCUUAGAAAAGUGGAGAUUUGCCAUAAACUCGACGAUAAAUCAUACACGAUUUACAAGGGACAUCAGUUUAGCAAAUUCGAUAUGCAGGCUGAGCACAGAAAGUUGAUUUUCGAAGGAGAAGCAACGUUGAACGACAAGGCUUUAAUCAGGAUAGUAGUUCUGAGUGAUCUUAUUGUAUUCUUAAGAGAAGUCAAUGGGAGGUACGAGCUUUUCAUGCCCGAAAACAAGAUCGGAGCUUUCGGACUGGACAGGGUUUUGGUGCGAAAGAAAGCCGGACUCAAAUCCAUCUUCUAUUUAAUAUCCUCGGACAAGGUUAAUCCGCAAAUCCAUGAACUCCACGUGCUCGAACCUAAAGAUGUGAACGUUUGGAUUAAAGCCAUACAGGAUCACAGUUUGCUGCUGUAGGAUUUAUACUAAUACGCA